Molecule: messenger RNA, 5861 nt
Organism: Coregonus sp. 'balchen'
Lineage: Eukaryota; Metazoa; Chordata; Actinopteri; Salmoniformes; Salmonidae
Source: the annotation of a GenBank genome assembly
AUGAAUGUAGUACCCUUGGUCCAGAUGAAUGGGUUUGGUGCCCUGGCCCCCACCUCCCACCUAGCCCCCACCUCCUCCCUGUUCAGCCCUAUUACCACAAGGCCUCUCUACCAAUCUGGCCAUGUUGGGCCCCCACUGUGGAGCAUCAUGGCACUGGGAGUUGUGGAACUCUGUCCCCCCAUAGCCCCAGGCUGCCUCUACAUUUGGUAUGCUGCUCAAGGUUAAAAGGAUCCCAGUUGAGUGUUUAACACUGCAUACGGCUUGGACCCAGGACAACACUAACACUAGCUAUCUUGAACAAGAAGAGCAAUGCUGCGGAGUGCUGCACCUUGAGGAAUAUCUCCCUCCUAUUUCCGGGUGAACUAUUUGUCUUUGGGUCUGAAUUUGAUGUUUUUUUAAUCCAGAUUCUUCAUCAACCAUCAAUAGAAAAGAGCAAACAACAUCAUUACUACCAUUCCCAGUGCAAAACUGGCAGGUUAUACAGUUGAAGUCAGAAGUUUACAUACACUUAGGUUGGAGUCAUUAAAACUUGUUUUUCAACCACUCCACACAUUUCUUGUUAACGAACUAUAGUUUUGGCAAGUCGGUUAGGACAUCUACUUUGUGCAUGACACAAGUAAUUUUUCCAACAAUUGUUUACAGACAGAUUAUUUCACUUAUAAUUUACUAUAUCACAAUUCCAGUGGGUCAGAAGUUUACAUACACUAAGUUGACUGUGCCUUUAAACAGCUUGGAAAAUUUCAGAAAAUGAUGUCAUGGCUUUAGAAGCUUCUGAUAGGCUAAUUUACAUCAUUUGAGUCAAUUGGAGGUGUACCUGUGGAUGUAUUUCAAGGCCUACCUUCAAACUCAGUGCCUCUUUGAUUGACGUCAUGGGAAAAUCUAAAGAAAUCAGCCAAGACCUCAGAAAAAAAAUUGUAGACCUCCACAAGUCUGGUUCAUCCUUGGGAGCAAUUUCCAAACGCCUGAAGGGACCACGUUCAUCUGUACAAACAAUAGUACGCAAGUAUAAACACCAUGGGACCACGCAGCCGUCAUACCGCUCAGGAAGGAGACGCGUUCUGUCUCCUAGAGAUGAACGUACUUUAGUGCGAAAAGUGCAAAUCAAUCCCAGAACAACAGCAAAGGACCUUGUGAAGAUGCUGGAGGAAACAGGUACAAAAUUAUCUUUAUCCACAGUAAAAUGAGUCCUAUAUCGACAUAACCAGAAAGGCCGCUCAGCAAGGAAGAAGCCACUGCUCCAAAACCGCCAUAAAAAAGCCAGACUACGGUUUGCAACUGCACAUGGGGACUGUAGAACUGUUUGGCCAUAAUGACCAUUGUUGUGUUUGGAGGAAAAAGGGGAAUGCUUGCAAGCCGAAGAACACCAUCCCAACCGUGAAGCAAGGGCGUGGCAGCAUCAUGCUGUGGGGGUGCUUUGCUGCAUGAGGGACUGGUGCACUUCACAAAAUAGAUGGCAUCAUGAGGAAGGAAAAUUAUGUGGAUAUAUUGAAGCAACAUCUCAAGAAAUCAGUCAGGAAGUUAAAGCUUGGUCGCAAAUGGGUCUUCUAAAUGGACAAUGACCCCAAGCAUACUUCCAAAGUUGUGGCAAAAUGGCUUAAGGACAACAAAGUCAAGGUAUUGGAAUGGCCAUCACAAAGCCCUGACCUCAAUCCUAUAGAAAAUGUGUGGGCAGAACUGAAAAAGCAUGUGUGAGCAAGGAGGCCUACAAACCUGACUCAGUUACACCAGCUCUGUCAGGAGGAAUGGGCCAAAAUUCACCCAACUUAUUGUGAGAAGCUUGUGGAAUGCUACCUGAAACGUUUGACUCAAGUUAAACAAUUUAAAGGCAAUGGUACCAAAUACUAAUUGAGUUUAUGUAAACUUCUGACCCACUGGGAAUGUGAUGAAAUAAAUUAAAACUUGAAAUAAAUAAUUCUCUCUACUAUUAUUCUGACAUUUCACAUUCUUAAAAUAAAGUGGUGAUCCUAACUGACCUAAGACAGGGAAUUUUUACUAGGAUUAAAUGUCAGGAAUUGUGAAAAACUGAGUUUAAAUGUAUUUGGCUAAGGUGUAUGUAAACUUCCGACUUCAACUGUAGCUACUGUUCUAGAGUCACUACCAUUGGAACCUAUAAUAGUUACCCUGUAACAUGCUACUUAGUCAAUGUUCCCUGUUUGUAAGACAACAACUCCUGGACUGAGAUGCAUGAUUUAUAGGUCAUACACUUGCUGCUUUUGCUGGUGUUCAGUUUAAUAGCUGACAGAGCACUUCUGACUUUGAGUAACAGAGCUCAGAGAAACUGCAUGCUGGGCUCUAUAGUGACUCUACCUCUGACCCAGAGUGAGGGAGGCUAGAUUUAUGAAAACCACAUGUUUAAUACAUUUCAUUUGUCCAGGGGAUUUGUAUCGCUUACCGCAGGAUUUUAGACUUGCAGCAUUCGGUGUAUAGUACCGGUGCUGGUAUUGACCUAAUAUUUGUUCCUGUAGAUUUGUCUUAUGACACCUCUCACUCCAUACCUUUCCAUAGAGAUAUAUCUACUGUAUAUUGCAUUGUUGUGCAGAUGUUUGCUGUACAUGCAGCCAUGAUAUUUCAUACAUAAUCCCCCCUAAAAACCUGCAAAAUAAAUGGAAAACGGGUAACCACAUACAGCGACUGAAUAUCAGAUAGGUGGGUUAUUUAAAGGACUGAAGUUGACCUCACUGUGAUAUACGACCUGUGUGUAUUCGUACAUAAAGCCAGAGAUAUGAGACAUACAGUACUGUAGCCUGUUUGCAGAGGAACUCUUCCCAUUGGUAAACACAUCCUGUGAGGAUAGCAGCUAUGGAGACAAGGGAAAGAACACCAAAUGGACGAGACCAAAUAAUAUUUGCUUUUCUGAAGUGUUGGCAUCAGGUAAAAAGUAGAAAGCCAUGGCUUUGCUCUCACCUGUAAUCAGAUAACAGUUUAUAUAGUGUAGUGUUUGUCUUCGUAAUGGUGUUUCGAUUUAGGUGAGUCUGUGUCAUCCCCCUCCCAUACCUGUACUGUCUCCUGCAGCUGGGCUUAAUGAGAGAAUACAUUAAAAAGGGUAGGGAGACAGAGAUGGAAAGAAAGUUCACGACCUGGGUUAGUAACUAUGCAGCGUUUAGUACACUGAGUCACUGCCCAACACAUCCAGCUGUGGACUGACAGUCCUCUCUGUGGACGUGGAUGCAUUGUUUACUCAUAGGAUGCAGGCUAGUGUAAUGUUGACAGAUAUAUGUAGCUAGUGGCGAGUGAUCGUCAGAAUGUAUGAGGGCUCAUAAUGCUGCUGUCAUCUUGUGGUGCCAUGUUGAAAAUAAGCACUACCUGUAUUUAUUGACUUGUUUUACUAGCCUUAAACAGGGCGCUUUUAUACGGGCCUGCUCAGUCUUAAGACUCUCCAGACAUUUACAUUAUUCCUGGCUGAGUUACACACACAUAUAAAAGGGCACGUCCGCAGGCCAGAGCGGGUAUGUGCACUUCACACAUACAUGGGAGCACAUUACCCAUGCAUAAAUGCUACAUAGCUACAUAUUCUAUACUACUAUAGUUGUUAGUAGAGUUCUUUUUGAUAUGAUUUUAUAUUUAUUUUCAAUGAAUUGUUUUGCCCAUGUGUCACGCCGUGACCUUAGAGAUCCUUUUUAUUCUCUAUUUGGUUAGGUCAGGGUGUGAUUUGGGUGGGCAUUCUAGUUUGUCUAUUUCUUUGUUGGCCGGGUAUGGUUCCCAAUCAGAGGCAGCUGUCUAUCAUUGUCUCUGAUUGGGGAUCAUACUUAGGCAGCCGUUUUCCCACCUUAGUUUGUGGGAUCUUGUUUUUGUGUAGUGGCUUUGUAGCCUGCAGUACUUUACGUUCGUGUGUAUUUUGUUGUUUUGUCUGUGUUCAUUGACUAAAUUAAUAUGUUCGCCUACCACGCUGCACCUUGGUCCGAUCCGUCAAUCCACGAGCGUGACAGAAGAUCCCACCACAAACGGACCAAGCAGCGUGGCCAGGAGGAGCAGACAUCGUGGACAUGGGAGGAUGUCUUGGACGGUAAGGGAUCCUGGACGUGGGAAGAGAUCUGGGCAUGUAUGGAUCGCCUUCCAUGGGAGCAGACGGAGGCAGCGAGGAAGGAUCAACGGCGACUCCGAAGGUCACGACCACGACGGAAGCCCGAGAGGCAGCUCCCAAAACAUUUUUUUGUGGGGCACACGGGGUGGUUGGCGGAGCCAGGUUUCAGACCAGAGCCAACUCUCCGCACUCGCUUUAAGGAGCGUGGGACCAUUCAGGCACCCUGUUAUGCGGUGAUACGCACUGUGUCUCCAGUGCGCAUUCACAGCCCGGUGCGCUUGGUGCCCGCGCCCUGCACUUGCCGGGCUAAAGUGAGCAUCCAGCCAGGACUGGUUGUGCCGGCUCAGCGCUCCUGGUCUCCAGUACGCCUACUCGGUCUAGUAUAUCCUGCGGCGGUCCUACGCACUGUGUCGCUAGUGCGCCUUCACAGCCCAGUGCGUCCUGUGCCCGUGCCCCGCACUUGCCGGGCUAAAAGGAGCAUCCAGCCAGGACGGGUUGUGCCAGCUCUACGCUCCAGACCUCCAGUGCGCCUCCACGGCCCAGUAUAUCCUGCGCCGGCUCUACGCACUGUGUCGCCAGUGGGCCUUCACAGCCCAGUGCGUCCUGUGCCAGCGCCCCGCACUUGCCGGGCUCCAGUGAUGAUCCAUGGUACGAAGCCUCCAGUGAUGAUCCAUGGCCCGAAGCCUCCAGUGAUGAUCCAUGGCCUGAAGCCUCCAGUGAUGAUCCAUGGCCCGAAGCCUCCAGUGAUGAUCCAUGGCACAGAGCCUCCAGCGACGGUCUGCAGUCCAGAGUCUCCAGCGACAGUCUGCAGUCCAGAGCCUCCAGCGGCGGUCUGCAGUCCAGAGCCUCCAGUGACGGUCGGCAGUCCAGAGUCUCCAGACGGUCGGCAGUCCAGAGUCUCCAGCGACGGUCGGCAGUCCAGAGUCUCCAGCAACAGUCUGCAGUCCAGAGCCUCCAGCGGCGGUCUGCAGUCCAGAGUCUCCAGCGACGGUCGGCAGUCCAGAGUCUCCAGCGACGGUCGGCAGUCCAGAGUCUCCAGCGACAGUCGGCAGUCCAGAGUCUCCAGCGACGGUCGGCAGUCGGCAGUCCAGAGUCUCCAGCGACGGUCGGCAGUCCAGAGUCUCCAGCGACUGUCGGCAGUCCGGAGUUUCCGACGACGGUCGGCAGUCCGGAGUCUCCGGCGACGGUCGGCAGUCCGGAGUCUCCGGCGACGAUCUACGGUCCGGAGUGUCCGGCGACGAUCCAUGGUCCGGGUCCUCCGGCGACGAUCCACGGUCCGGAGCUUCCGGCAACGAUCCCCGCACCAGAGGCGCCACCGAAGAUGGCGGAUCCGCGAGUGGAGCGGGGUCUACGUCCCGCACCGGAGCCGCCACCGAGGCUAGAUGCCCACCCGGACCCUCCCCUAAUGAGUCAGGUUUUGUGGCCGGAGUCCGCACCUUUGGGGGGGGUACUGUCACGCCCUGACCUUAGAGGGCCCUUUUAUUCUCUAUUUGGUUAGGUCAGGGUGUGAUUUGGGUGGGCAUUCUAGUUUGUCUAUUUCUUUGUUGGCCGGGUAUGGUUUCCAAUCAGAAGCAGCUGUCUAUCGUUGUCUCUGAUUGGGGAUCAUACUUAGGCAGCCGUUUAACCACCUUAGUUUGUGGGAUCUUGUUUUUGUGUAGUGGCUUUGUAGCCUGCAGUACUUUUACGUUUGUGUUCAUUUCGUUGUUUUGUCGGUGUUCAUUGAAUAAAUUAAUAUGUUCGCCUACCACGCUGCACCUUGGUCCGAUCCGUCAUCCACGAGCAUGACACCAUGCAUUAAAUAUGCACACAAAUAAGGAAAUAUUUGAAGCUCUUUGUGUAA